Messenger RNA from Acanthosepion pharaonis, 882 nucleotides. Lineage: Eukaryota; Metazoa; Mollusca; Cephalopoda; Sepiida; Sepiidae. The record is from the annotation of a GenBank genome assembly.
AUGAAUGAUUGGAGACCUUUUGUAUAUGGAGGUUUAGCAUCUGUCACCGCUGAGUGUGGUACAUUUCCAAUAGACACAACCAAAACAAGGCUUCAGAUCCAAGGGCAAGUGAUAGACGCUCGGUUAACAGAAUGCAAAUACAGGGGAAUGUUUCAUGCCUUUGUAAGGAUCUUUCACGAGGAAGGAUUCCAUGCCCUAUACUCAGGCCUUGGUCCAGCUGUUUUACGGCAAGCUACUUAUGGUACUAUCAAAAUCGGUGUUUACCAGUCUAUGAAAAGAAUGUUUGUGUCCGACCCAAUGGAUGAAACAAUGGUGAUCAAUGUGUUUAGUGGUGUGUUGGCAGGAGUUGUCUCCAGUUCCAUAGCCAAUCCAACUGAUGUACUUAAGGUGCGGAUGCAAGCAUGCACAGCAGCUGGGCAGACAUCCAUGUUCAAAUCUUUCAUACAUAUCUAUCAAAAUGAAGGAAUACCUGGACUUUGGAGAGGAGUUAUUCCGACUGCACAAAGAGCAGCUGUUGUUGCUGGAGUGGAGCUACCCGUCUAUGAUAUCACCAAGAAACAUAUAAUCAAAUCAGACUUAAUGGGAGAUCAUGCAGGCACUCAUUUUCUAGCCAGUUUUACUGCAGGUCUGGCAGGUGCUGUAACUUCCAAUCCAAUAGAUGUUGUAAAGACCCGUCUGAUGAAUCAACGUGUAAUUAAAGUAGUUGGGGAAGCUGGAACUGCCCCAGCUAUUUAUGCUUCUUCUAUGGAUUGCCUUGUGCAGACUGUCAAAUCUGAAGGUUUCUUUGCACUCUACAAAGGUUUCAUUCCAACUUGGGUGAGACUUGGACCCUGGAAUAUUAUCUUUUUCUUGACAUUUGAACAACUCAAGAAAUCUUUCUAA